Messenger RNA from Penaeus chinensis, 1002 nucleotides. RefSeq lists its product as uncharacterized. The record is from RefSeq and is a predicted model, not a curated record. Bases 67 to 762 code for a protein of 231 amino acids. Lineage: Eukaryota; Metazoa; Arthropoda; Malacostraca; Decapoda; Penaeidae. The transcript has 3 exons.
UUCAGCAGGAUUAGCAUAAUUGAGCUCUCAUCGGAAAUUACUUACGCUUUUCUGGAGAAAAUAAGGAUGAAUGAGAUUCUGUGGAACACCAGCUUGGAAAACUAUAAAAGUAGGAACUUAAAAAGGUCGCUCAUGGAUAAAAUUUGCAGCGAACUUCGCCUGGAAUACCCAACAUAUGCUGACCAGCUAACGACAGAAAUUUUGACAAAGCGGUUCCACUACUUAAGGAGUAAUUUUCAAAAACUCCUAAAGAAAGUUGAAAAAACUCCAAGUGGUUCUGGCAGUACACCAGCUGUAAAAUGGGAGUACUAUUCUGCUUGCAAAUUCAUGCAGGCUGUCUACACGAUAGAUAGCAAUUCCUCCAGUUUUGAAAUGCCUGAGGAUUCUACGUAUUUGUUGCAGGCAUCAACUGAACAGACUGAGGAGUUGGUAUGGACCGGUGUCAUAAGUGAAUUGGUGGACGACCCUCUUACUGAUGCAUCAGCAAAGGACACAGAUAUUCCUUCUGCUUAUUGCAACUCAACAAGUGAGGAAUCAUCAAGAACACCAUCACCACUCGAAAUAAUUCCUGUCACCCCAAGGACAAAAAAGAGGAAAGUCAGUAAACCCAAGAACCCUGCAGCAGAAUUUGUUAAUGCCUUUAUGGAGAUGAUUCCUGAACAUCAACCAGAGUUGAAGAGGAAAUUCCAUAAUGGUCUACUGGCAUUGGUGUACCAAGUGUCCCAAGAGUUUACAGAACCUCCAAGUAAACCACAGGAUUAGAACUGUUGAUCCAAUCCUUUAAAAUGUGCAAUAUUUAGGCUGUCGUAAUUACUUUUUUUUUGUUUUGUUUUUUACUAGUCAAUAUAGAAAUUUGUACUUUUGUUUUCAAAUACUUUAAGGUAAUAUUUAAAAGGCUGUGAUCUUAUUGUGAUGGUCUAUGUGCUCAUACAUUUAAGGUGUUAUUUAUCCUAGUCUAGUUUAGUUAUAUAUACUUAAAUAUAUAUAUAUAUUUUUUUUUUA